AUGCCGGCUACGGCGGGGAGGGUGCGGAUGCCGGCGAACAACCGCGUUCAUAGCAGCGCGGCGUUGCAGACUCACGGGAUAUGGCAGAGUGCGAUCGGGUACGAUCCCUACGCCCCUGAGAAAGAUUCGAAGGUCAAGGCAUCGGACAGGCCGGAAGCCGAAGGGGGAACGGAGAAUGCCUACGCCAGCUUCCAGGGCCUCCUGGCCCUCGCACGAAUCACAGGGUCCAGCGCUAACGAUACCCGGGGGGCUUGCAAAAGGUGUGGGCGCGUCGGGCACCUGACCUACCAGUGCCGCAACUUCCUUAGCGUCAAGGAGGACAAGGAGAAGGAUGACGUCGCUCUUCAGAGCGCCACCGCUAUGUUCGACAAGAUCAAGAAGGCGAAUGGGCUGAACAAAUGUGAAGAAGGGAGUUCAUCGGAGGAAGAGGAGAGCGAGAGCUCAGACUCUGAUAUGGAUCCGGAGAUCGAGAAGAUUAUUGCGGCGAGGAUGGGGAAGAACAAGAAGAGGGCAGAUAGGCAUGAGGGAUCUGAGAAAGACGGGAAGGGCAGGUCAAGGAAGAGGAGGCACAGAGGUUCAGAUGAUGACGAAGAUGAGGAGAUGAGGAGAAAGGAAAUGAAACGCAGCAGGCACAGAGGUUCAGAUGAUGACGAAGAUGAGGAGGUAAGGAGAGAGGAAAAGAGGCAUGGGAGGAGGCCCAGUGGUUUAGAUGGGGACGAGGAGGCGAGGAGCAAGGAGAAUAAGGAAAGAAGGAGGCAUAGAAGUUCUGACGACGACGAGGGUGAGGAAUCGAGGAGAAGAAGGGAAAGGAAGCAUCGGAGGAGGCGCAGGAGUCCUGAAGACGAGGAGGAGAGGAGGAAGGAGAAGAAGCACAAGAGGAGGCAUGGAAGUUCAGAUGAUGACAGCAGCGAGGAGGAUGACCACCACCGCCGUCACAGGAAGAGUAAGAAAGAGAAGAGGAGUUGUCGCCAUAAGAGAGACGCUUCUGACGAUGAAUCAGAGGAUGCCCCAGACAGGCACCAACGCUCUCGUAGGCAGCGUAGCGGGCGGGAGGAGGGAUCAGACAGUGAGCCAGAAAGCAUCCCUGAUCGCGAAAAGCAUUCUGAUUGGCGCAGGAAGGGGCAUCGCUAUGGCCGUGCAACAGAUGGAGGAGGUAAGCUGUCCAGGAAACGCAACAGCAGCGGCAGUGACUCGGAGGAGGAGGAUGACCCUCGCAUCGCGAAGUCAAAGAAGCACUCCGAAAAGAGAAAGCGGGAACACUAG
Messenger RNA from Spirodela intermedia, 1263 nucleotides. Lineage: Eukaryota; Viridiplantae; Streptophyta; Magnoliopsida; Alismatales; Araceae. The record is from the annotation of a GenBank genome assembly.